GUCACGUGCGUAAACAUUUGCACGACUCUUGGAUUUGAAAGCCUCGACGUGUCGCGUGUUUAUGUGAGCUGUUCGGUUGAAACCUCAAGUUAUCUGUUCUCUAGCCAGCAUGAAUCGCCCAUGCAGCGUCGUGGGCUGUGAACCCAGCGACUGGCAUCACGAAAAGCGGCGACAUCGAGCGCCCCCGCAACAGGGCGGCAGGCGGACGGAGUGGCUGCGGCGCAUAGGACUCCCGGAGUCCGAUUCGCGUCAGGACCUGCGCGUUUUCGGCCGCCACUUCACGCCGGAAGACUACAGCCACAAUUUUGGGUUGAUGCAGCAAUUAGGCAUCACCAUGUCUAGAUUUUUCCUCAGUGCUGAGGCACUGCCAACCUUGUUCCUUCCCAACCCUAAGGAAUCCGUGAAGAAACGUGUGCGCCGGCCAGCCUUGAAGACAACAGCCGCCCAGGCGACACCGCAAUUCCGUUCUGUUGGUAAGUGGUCCGUGCGAUUCGGAAAUUACUCACGCUUGCAGCACAGCUGCAAAGAAGUUGGCUCAACAGAAUAUGCAUGCAAGUACUAAAAUUUAGUACCAAGUGUUAUUGAUGAGAAAAAUUUACUACCAAUUAUUGAU
Messenger RNA from Rhipicephalus sanguineus (brown dog tick), 613 nucleotides. RefSeq lists its product as uncharacterized. The transcript is spliced from 2 exons. The record is from RefSeq and is a predicted model, not a curated record. The coding region runs from base 110 to 562 and encodes 150 amino acids. NCBI's taxonomy places the organism in Eukaryota, Metazoa, Arthropoda, Arachnida, Ixodida, Ixodidae.